GCUAUGUCAUCAGCACUACGUCCCCUUGUCCCCGUUCUUGGUGUCUGCCAGUGAUGCGCUGCUUCUGAGCGUCUCAGUGAAUCGUGUCUCUGAUAUGUUACACACUUCAUAUCUGUUGCUCGCUUGAUAUCUGUUACAAUUCCGUUGCGGAUCUAUGCGCCUCUUGGGCCCUGUUUUGUGCCUAACCUGAGUCUCCUCUCCCCACGCAUCCAACAUCUCCACUCGCCAUCAGGACGGUGACUUGGCAGAAAGCACCAUGGCAUCGCCUGCCAUCCAGCCGAGCAAGCCUUCAGGCCUGGUGGAUCCUCGCCAGUCAGGAGACUAUCCCAUCAUCCUCGGGGAUAGCCUGAAGGCAGAUGCGAAGGCACAGGACUUGUUUCUGAAUAUCCGGUAUAACUGGCAACCCAAAUCCGGCUUCGGCGCCCGUGAGAGUCGACUGAAAAAGGCUGGUGACCGAUAUCAUCUUGACGUAUCGAGUGGCGAUUCCGCCGAAUACCAGUAUGUCGGCAGGUCGCAUUCAGAACCGUCGGGAGCAUCCGGGGACCGGUCGAGAUCUCUGGCUCUUGUCUUCGACCGGACCAAGUCCGCCUUCGUCCUGGAAGCCAUCUCGGCAUCUUUGGAUAUGAACCUGAAAGCGGCGCCGGGUAUGUCGCCCAAGGACGCUCGGGAGUUGCCUCAACUGCCCGGCCACCCUCCAUCGUCGACCAAACCGCCAGCGGCAAACGGAAAUCCAGUGCCCUCUUCAGAUGACGAGACCCCGGAUCCGGACAACCCCUAUGACUUCCGACAUUUCCUCGCCGAAGCCCGCGAAACCCUAGAAAAGUCAACAACCGUGCCGGGUAACCGUACGCCUGCCCCAGGCAGCCGCACUCCACUGAGUGGGACAUCCACGCCUGUCCCUCCAGGAAAUAGAUUUCUCCCUACCACACCACAGUCCCGACCAACCUCAGUGCCAGCUGCCUCGAAAGCAACUCAACAGAGGAAGAAAAAGGCCGAGGACCUAUCUCGAGGGCCAAGUCGUGCACCGGCCACCAAGGUCUCUACUAAACGAGACGUUGCCAAAUCUACCCAACCACUCAGCAAAGCCCGCAUUUCCGACUCUGACGAGGACGAUGAAUCCGUCGACGCGACCCGAGCAGCUCCAUCUAAGCCUGCCGGCGCCGCCAUGAGCAGACCCAAACAGCCAAAGGCUGGGAAAGGCCACACCCGGAAUGUCUCGGACAACAUCGGCAGCUCACCCCAUAUCAUCAUUAACGACGACGAUGGCGAUUUGGAAAUCGACAUGGGGAGCCCGCCCCCCGACAACGGACGAAUCCGACGUGGGAGAGUGGAUCCGGAGAUGUUCCGCAGCCACACCGCGACCCCAAUUGGUGGUUUGAGUUCAAAUAUUGGCCGGUCUUCUUCAAGGCCCGUUUCUAAACUGCCCGGGGAGGAGCCCGCCCGGGGAGGUCCUAGCAGAGAUAGGGACCGAGAUCAGGAUGUGACGAUGAAAGACAUCGAGGCUGCCUCAUCCCCGGACGAAGACGAAGACGUGGAGGAAUUCGAGCUGGGAAGUCCCCGGGAGAAAAGCCUUUCGGUGCCGACCAGAGGCGAUGUCUCGAGGGAGCAGGAUGACGAGUCGGAAGAUGAUGGCGGCGGCAGCCAAGGCCGAGGUCGUCGGCCGCCACAUCAGCAACAGCCGCAGAUCGACCAGGCCCCGCCAACACCUCCCGAGCCAAUCCCUUCACACGACGAUGACGAUGAAGACGACCUCGAAGCCGCGCUGGAGGCGGCCUUGGAAGAAGAGGACGAGAACGAGAAUAGAGGUAUAGGCUUGGGCAUUGGGAUGUCGAGCGCAAAUAUUCCAGAUGAUGAGAGCGAGGUCAGUGAAGAGGAGUAACCAAUACGGAGACGUCAUGGGAGCUUCGACGAAAUAGAAAGGCGAUGACUUGAUAUAUGUGACAUGUGACGGGCGGUUUAUAUCCAAUCCACUAGUGAUGGGAACAAUCUGGUGUGUGUUGAGGGAAUCAAUUGAAAUCUACAUUUUCUUCGCAGCGCUUCGCAUAACUUGAGUUUAUCCCACCGACAGAAGGAAAGCC
Messenger RNA from Cladophialophora immunda, 2078 nucleotides. RefSeq lists its product as uncharacterized. The transcript has a single exon. Lineage: Eukaryota; Fungi; Ascomycota; Eurotiomycetes; Chaetothyriales; Herpotrichiellaceae. Bases 257 to 1879 code for a protein of 540 amino acids. The record is from RefSeq and is a predicted model, not a curated record.